Aplysia californica (California sea hare) is the source of this 4198-nucleotide messenger RNA. RefSeq names its product receptor expression-enhancing protein 5. The record is from RefSeq and is a predicted model, not a curated record. The transcript is spliced from 6 exons. The coding region runs from base 36 to 632 and encodes 198 amino acids. NCBI's taxonomy places the organism in Eukaryota, Metazoa, Mollusca, Gastropoda, Aplysiida, Aplysiidae.
UUCAUGAGAUUUGAGUACACUGUGACUGUAUCAACAUGGCGGCCAUAACACAGCAUUUUGAGUCCUUCAAGGAAAGACUGGACAAAGUCUUGCAUGAAAAAAAUAAGCUGAAUGAUAUCUUGGAGAAGAUCGAGCAGAAGACUGGUGUUCGAAGGCUGUAUAUUGCGUUGGGUUUCAGCGCUUUCAUUGCAUUGUACCUGAUGGUUGGGUAUGGCGCUCAGUUCCUGUGCAACUUCAUCGGUUUCAUCUACCCAGCCUAUGCAUCAGUGAAGGCGAUUGAGAGUAAUGACAAGGAUGAUGACACCAAAUGGCUCACAUACUGGGUGGUUUACAGUGUCUUCAGUUUGGUGGAAUUUUUCUCCGACAUCUUCUUGUUUUGGAUUCCAUUCUACUGGUUGUUGAAGUGCAUUUUCCUGGUGUGGUGCUUCCUGCCAGUGCCAUGGAACGGCUCUCAUCUCCUGUACUACCGCUUCAUCCGGCCGUUCAUUCUCAGGCAUCAGGAUCAGAUUGACACUGCUAUUGACCAGGCCAAGGACGCUGCGUACGAAGCCCGCAAUCUGGCAGAGGAAGUUGCCUCCGAUGAAGUCAUUCGCCGCGCCACAGCUGGUGUUAACAGCAGCAAGACGGACUAAGGUGGCGUCCGCUGAGAGAGGAGGCUACGACCUGAGCUGUGGUAUGUGGGUUGGUGUGGUCACGUGACGAAGUUCAAGACUUUUGUGUGUUGCCUGAGGACUGUCAGGAGGAGUUCACCUCACCACGGCAGCUGGGGAUUGUGUGGAGGAGAAGACAGGCUCACUUCUAUAUGUGUAUACAUCUAUCUCAUCCAAUUUUGCCAUUUUUAUUUACCCGUUGUUUUGAAGUUUGUGUUUGUUGGUUUUUUUCCCGCAAUACAACACCUUAUCCAGUUGGAAGUUUUUAGAUAUGUGAUGAGCAAGUUUGUUUCCUCUCCUUGUCCAAUUGCAUUUUUUUUUUGCUCUCCAUUACUCCUUUUGUGAAGUUAUUGUAUUUUUGUAGGUUGUGUCCCUGGUUACAUUUGUACCUCUGUGUUGUAUAGAAAUUUAGUAGACUUCUUUUUUUCUUUUUCUUUUUUUUAUUAACGAUUACAUGGAAAAAUGUUACAGCGUUAUUAAAAGCUGAUAGUCUUUUUUGUUUGUGGUCUUUCAAACUUUGUUAUUUUGCUUUUAGAUGUAGCCAUUCUAGUGAUCACUAGAUGUAAGUUUGUUGUUUGUUUUUUUGGUAACUUAUUUUCAAUUUCUGCUCUUUGAAAUGCACAUCAUCAAAGACUAAAUUAGUAUUAGAUUGUCACAUAUUGUGCUGGUAUUUUACCUUGGUUUCUGCUUUUAAUUUUUUUGGUUGUUUAUGCCCGUGUAAAUGAUUGCUCAAGUAUUUUUUAAAAUAUUGUGUUGAAAUAUACUCGUGACCCUUUUUGGCAUUUAUUCUUGGGACUUGUAUUCAAAUUUUAUGGUGAAGGGCAUUUCAAAGAUCUAGUCUCCUUGUCAGAGUAAUUUUUUUUUGCAAGCUUGACUCAUUAUGCUUCAGUUUGGUCCAUAUUUCUAUAUUUGUGAUUUGGUUUUAUCCAGAAAUUUUCCCAAUCUUCAACUUCAAUCUAUUCUCAUUAGCUUCUUUACUUUGUAUACAUGUCAUACGAUGGCAGUCCACUGUUUCUUUGGCUGUCACUUCAUUGCUAUUGUGCACGUCAGAGAAAGCAAGUGCUGGGGCCAUAAGGCUUCUUGGACUCAUCAAUUAGAAUCUUGUUGAUAUUGUGGCCAAGCCAUUGUGCUGACUCAUAAGUUUUUAGUUUAGUAGGUGGAGGUUGAGGUAAUUUUCUUUCGUGUGUGGGCAAGUUUGCUUAGAGAAAAAAAGUAUCAUUCCCUCUUUACCUCUAGCUGGGCUGUGUAUGCUGUACACUAAAGAAUAUGCUCAAGCCAUAGAUUGCCUCCUUAUACCUUUGCUAAUAUAAGAGCAUAGAACUGUUAAAACCACAGCCAAACACAACUUUACUGAGCUGAGAGACAGUUAUCUCUUUGAAAAUGAUAUAUAUAUAUAUUUUAGGCUGUUUCUUUGUCAUAUGGUGCUGUUGAGAUGGACAAUUUUCAUAUGUCAGCUUCUGUUAAUUUAAUCUAAAAGUGCUUUGCUCUUUACAGUUUAAAGGAAAUAAUCUCAAUAAAAAAAAUGUUCCACUGGGUUGGCAUUCAGUUUGUGCAAUAACUGUGUAAAGGACAUAAUGUAAUUUGAAGUCUGUACUGUCCUAAAUGUACUCUUUUGUUAGCUGUAACUUGUUGCCCCCAGCCUGUACUUGAUGGCAGGCUCUCACCUUGUAUACCUACUUUCACACCACACAAGUCCAAAAAAGUGAUCCAUCUUUCUUUUUUGGCUGUAAAAGCAGGAGAUAAAAGUUUGAGUCUGAAAUGUGUGUGGGUUUGGGGGUUUUUCAGUUGCUCGGUCUGGAGAUAUUUUCUUUGAAUGUUGCUGUAGACUGCUUAAUCAAUGAAAUUCUGUAAUAUGUGUCAUACUUCAGUGUGAAGAUUUAAACUUUUUGAUAGUUUUUUUCUUAAUCACCAGAGUUUCUUUAUUUUUCACAUCCUAAACUAUCAAAUUAAUAUUGGCAGUUUCACAUUUGCACCAUCUUUUAGCACCAGAAAAAAAGCAGGAAUUUAUUGCAACAUGUGCACAGCUUUAUUCCUUUUCAAGAUUUUGGUGUAAAGUGUUUCAUUUUAGUGUAAGGGAAAAUGCUGGUGCCCACUGUGAGUUCGUAUACAAAAUGGAUAUUUUGAAGCUACCUCUACUUCACUGAUCGGAGAGCCACUAUGCUUACUUGUCUGACCCUGUAGGUGUCCCAACUUUUUUCCCGACCGAUGGUGCUGUGAUUUUGGUUCCUCAGUUGUACUCAUUCUUGGUAAUAUUUAUAUAAUCUGUGACAGAUUUUCAAGUUGCCUUCAAGGUGUUUCUCUCCACAGAGUGAAAGUGUCCACUGCACUUUUGGAUUUUAGGAUCAUAAACCAGAACAUGUGUGAAGUUGGGAUGUGAUUAUGAUUAUAUAAUUAGAUCAUACUUCUGAAUUCUGUAUUUAUAUAACACCUGUUCCCUUGGUUCACCACUGUCAUCAUUUACUUUAUGGUCCCUGUCAUGAGCAUUACAUCGAUGUCCGACUUUAACUGUGAAUGUGAUUGAACAUUGAAUAUAUCGGGGUGGGAACACAUUUCUUUCUCAGAAUUUGCCAGACCUCCUCAAAAUUUUGUUUCAAGUGCUCUUUUUGUAUAUUACAGUAUCGCCAAUUGUAAUUGUUUUUGUGAAUUAAAUAAUGUGAAACUAAAAAGUGUUUGACAAGGCUAAUUUGGCGUGGACACGGUUAGAGUGGGACACCGACAAUGCAUUGGCUAUUUAUAUGAAGUGUGCAUAUCUGUGUCAGGGUUUACAUCAACACUAGCACUUUUCUUAAACUAAUUAAUUAUUAGUUUGAUCAUAAAGUUAAUCAUCCCAGUCUGCUUUUUUUCCCCUUGUUUUUCUGUUUUUUAUUUUAUUUUUUUUUCAAUUCAUUUUUAAGAAGUGAAAUUUGUAGUGGCAUGGACCAGAGGUGUGGUACACUAAAAUUUCUCUUGAAAAAUAUUUCAUUUUUAUGUAUGAAUGUUAAAAAGGUCUUUCGAAGCAUUUUAAAAAUAGAUUUGAUCCUCAAAUCUUGCAUCGUCAUGAUCAGUUAUCAAAGUAUUUAUUAUAGACAGAGUCUUGUCUGUCAUAUCUCUUUUCUCUAGUCUUUCUGUGACUGUUAAUAUAUUUAAAAGUGAAUUUACAGAAAUGUGUUCUUUGAACCAUUAUCCUGAUGUCAAUCUGCAACCUGGGUUCCCUCUGAGUUUGCUCUAUUUUACUUUAUGCAAUAUAAAGGCAGUCAGAGAAAGGCCUUCCACAGCUCCCUGUCGAGAAGCUGUAACGUUUACAAUGCAACCAAUUUUACUUCCUUUUUAUAACAUUCUGUUGACCAACAUUCUCAGGAUUUUUUUUUUUUUUAAUUCUUUUUGUGUUGAGUAGACUGGCGUGUGUAUAGAUAGUGUAGUGCUUCAAUAUAAUAAAGAACUAACCAGUGGCUGUUAUAGUUCCUGCAUGCUUUAAAUUUCUUCACAGCUGUAGCCUAUCAUAUGCGUAUAAUUCUCUUCCUCGUGUCUUUGUAUUUCUCAGCUAAUAAAAUUGUGACCUAACAAAAGUG